Rangifer tarandus platyrhynchus (Svalbard reindeer) is the source of this 405-nucleotide messenger RNA. The record is from the annotation of a GenBank genome assembly. NCBI's taxonomy places the organism in Eukaryota, Metazoa, Chordata, Mammalia, Artiodactyla, Cervidae.
AUGAGCGCCUAUGUAUACAGAGGCGUGCACGCACGCGCCGUCGUUCUGGCAGUCUACGGGCCUCGGCCUCCAAUCGGCCUCCACAUCCUACAGAUGUACGGCACUAACGGCCUGCUACGAACAUUUCGGGCAAGGCGGCCGUCUCUGCUGAUCUGUAGAAUAUAUUACGUAUACAUCAGUUUGCCCUACUGGCGGGACUAUACGUUUGUAUAUGCGGAUUGCGAAAGCCCUCAGUAUCAGCAACAGAGCAGCUAUGUAGGGCUGCUGCUGCUGCUGCCGCUCUUGUCGCUUCCCCUGCCGCUGCUGCUCUUGCUGCUGCUGGUGAUGCGUAGACUGCACGUCCCCAACACGGACGGCUACCCGAGUAUGGAGCUGUAUGUUCUCGGUGGUGACAUCAUGUUAUAG